ACUUCCUGUGAAUUCAUCGUCGUCAACAACGCGGUUAUCUGACUGGAAGACGGCCUCAGAGUCAAGUGCGGACUGUGGUGCUUUCUGCAAUCAUGCUUUUCAAAGUGCGGCCCGCAGCGAAGGAAGACUGCAAAGAAAUAUCGAGAAUGAUAUUGGAGUUGGCGAGUUAUGAAAACAUGACGGAUCAAGUGAAGAUAACUCAUGAAGAACUGGAGCGGGACGGUUUCUGCCCCAAUCCUUUCUUUGAAUGCCUCGUUGCUGAAGUGCCAGAGGAGCAUCAAUCUAAAGAAGGAGUCACAAUUGUCGGAUACGCCCUUUACUUUUACACCUACAGUACAUGGAAGGGGCGCUCAGUGUAUCUGGAGGACCUGUAUGUGAUGACAGAAUUCAGGGGAAAGGGCAUUGGCAAGGGUUUACUGAGCAAAGUUGCUGAGGUGGGGAAGAAGAAGCAGUGUGUGCGGCUGCAGUUGUCUGUGUUGGACUGGAACGCCCCGUCUCGAGACUUCUACGCUGCUAAAGGAGCUCAGGACCUCACCGACAGCGAAGGCUGGCACAUUCUACGUUUUGACGGACGAGACCUGGACAAUUUAGCAAAUGAAGCUCCUGAAGAUUAGACGUGUGUCUUACUGUGCAUAAAUAUGGCUGUUAACAUUCAACCUGAAGACGGCGCUAUAAUAUGCUUCAGUGUACCCAAUUCCUCACUAGCUUUUUUAAGCAUCAUUCAUUUUGCCGGCAUGCAUGCAUCUUGUUCAGCUUUGUCAGUGCAGCGUGGACAUUAAUUUCAUCUUGUACAUCGACAUUUGUAAAUCUAUAAAGAAACAUAAGAUUGUCUUUAUUAGGAAAUUAAACACAGUCCAGCCCAUGAUGAUUUUAUUUUUUGCAAUAUCUGACGAUUUUUGGUGAAGAUGUUGGCAAAUUUACCAGCAACACAAUAAGAUUUGACCUGAUUCAACCAAUCCCAGAUGUGAUACCAUAUUAUUCCAGUAGGUGACAUAUUUAACCAACUGAAAAUGAGCUCUGAGUGGCCAGUCAGGCAACACGGCUAAAUGCACCAAACGUUAUGCUGUUUGUUCUUGACUGAAAUGUAAACUGAGUAUUUGUGGUUUCUGGUUAAAGAGUCAGAGGAGAGGAUGACUUGGAAACUAGUUCUGUAACUAAAACCCUAUUCAUGGAAUUAUGUUUGUUAUGUUCGUUAUGUUGAUAAUCAAAAUCCCUCAUCAACACUUCAGUCGGUGGAAAGAAUAUUUAUUUUUUGUAUAAAACAUACUGAAAUUCAAAGGACAAUGUACAAUCAGCCGAAAAAGAAAGUGUGACAUUACAUUUGAAAUACACACGUGUGCUAAAAAAGAUUUUUAACACACACAACUUACAAAGGCAAUGUUUAUAUGAGUUUUAACCCUUUACUCAAGUGUGCUGGUUCAAAGAUGAGCGUCAACAACAAUCACAGUGUGUGAAAGUCCUGGUGUAGAUAUUACUGGUUACGGUUGAAAGUUAAAGUAACACAUUUCCUCCAUGACUUUUGCACCGUCAAGUUACAUAAUCAGAUUUACUCUGUUACUGAUAUAUUUUGAUAGACAUUAGAUCAUUCAUUAGAGCUGUAUUUACUUAAAGACCAGCCAGAUUAUUGAUUCAGCAGAUUUCAGACAUUUCUGGAAUUGACAUUUCAUUUCUGAUUGGGAAGAGCUUUUGAGCUUUUAAUAUUUUGCAGACAAAUUAUUCUGAAUUUGUAGCACAGCCCCAAGAAGUGAUGGUUUUUGUGGAAGUGAAGCAGCUCUCAUCUUUCUUGACCAUUACACCUGAUGGCAGGUUUAAUAUACAAGAUACACAGAUAUUACAAAGGAUUACCACAC
Cyclopterus lumpus (lumpfish) is the source of this 1850-nucleotide messenger RNA. It is a transcript of the gene sat2b, whose product is annotated as spermidine/spermine N1-acetyltransferase family member 2b. The transcript has 6 exons. The record is from RefSeq and is a predicted model, not a curated record. The coding region runs from base 93 to 614 and encodes 173 amino acids. Lineage: Eukaryota; Metazoa; Chordata; Actinopteri; Perciformes; Cyclopteridae. Gene Ontology annotation, molecular function: N-acetyltransferase activity.